Molecule: messenger RNA, 849 nt
Organism: Amaranthus tricolor (Joseph's coat)
Lineage: Eukaryota; Viridiplantae; Streptophyta; Magnoliopsida; Caryophyllales; Amaranthaceae
Exons: 4
Coding region: 30-836 (268 amino acids)
Source: RefSeq, a predicted model, not a curated record
UCAACGAAAAGAAAAAGAAAGAAAUUAAAAUGGAAGAGUGGAAUGUAAAAUGCAAGAAUUGCGAAUUAACGGCAUGGACAUACUGUCAAAUUGACAGAAACAGCUUAUGCUGGCGAUGCGACACCAUUCUUCACGAAACCAACUCUGAUCUUUCUAACCAUAUUCGAUCUGUUCUCUGCCAUAAAUGCCAAAAAAUUACUCCAUGGUCUGCCUUCGGUCCUAAUCUCCCUACUUGCAGGGCCUACUGUUAUUCUUGUGACCCUAAAACGUCUGGGAUUCUUAAUAAUAUCCUCACUAAAAUGAAUCAAUUCUCAUCAACAACUGAUGAUAAUCAAGACGAUGAUCAAUCUCAACUUUAUGAAAAUCAACAUUCAUCGUCUUAUCAGAAUGCUGGAGUUGUCAUGUCAUCUAUAAUUGAUCGCAUUAAGAAAGUACUUAUCACUAAUGUAGAUGAUGAUGAUGAUGAAGAUGAUGAUGAUGAUGAUGAUGAUGAUGAUGAUGAUGGUGAUGAUGAUUCUACUUCUAACAUUACUAGUACGCCGCCUAGAAAGAUCGUUGUUAUUGAACAUGGUACUGAAGAUCCAAUAUUCCAGAAGACUGCCGAACAUGUAAAGGAAUACUUGUGGCUUAUUGGUGUUCGUGAUUAUAUUACAGUGGAGAUUAACCCUAUGUCCUCGCCAAGAAAAGGAAGUUUUGUGAUCACAAAUGGGGAUACUACAUACAUUAGUUUGCUGAAUCUGGAGCCUCCAUUUGAUGAGUUAAACCAUCUUGAUGUGAACUCAAUAGCUGCUAAAAUCAUCGGCUUUAACUUGAAGAAUAAGCUAGGAAUGAUGUAAUAAAACAUACGUA